Molecule: messenger RNA, 3186 nt
Organism: Trachemys scripta elegans
Lineage: Eukaryota; Metazoa; Chordata; Testudines; Emydidae
Product: vegetative cell wall protein gp1-like
Exons: 2
Coding region: 137-1426 (429 amino acids)
Source: RefSeq, a predicted model, not a curated record
UUAGGCAGCAGACUCCAGCGCAGCCCCCCCGGCCAGCAGCCACUGCCGUCUGCCCACCGGGCACUACCCAUCACCUCGUCCCGUCACCUCCCAUUCACAGCACGGCGUGUCCGGUGCUCACACCCAGCGUGGCUCAAUGCCCAGCGUGUCCGUGAGCCACCAUCCGCACGCCGGGUCUCCCUCCCCUCCCUACCCCGCGCCCCUGGCUCCAGGCUCUCCACAAACUGGCUCCUCUCCCAACCGGGCUUAUUGUCCACUAUGGCCACUCUCCAGCCUCCGUGCUCGCUGCCUACCAUCCACCAUGCACCGUCCAGUGCUUCCACCAUCACUGCCCCCAUCCUUCACUGAGCAAUGUUCCCAGAAUCCCCACUAUUCACUGCCCACCAUCCACCAUGCACCCUCCAGUGCAUUCACCAUCACUGCACCCAACCUUCACUGUGCAAUGUGCCCACCAUCCACUGCUUCCACCAUCACUGCUCCCAUCCUUCACUGUGCAAUGUGCACAUAUUCCCACUAUUCACUGCCCACCACCCACCCUCCAGUGCAUUCACCAUCAAUGAUCCCAUCCUUUACUGUGCAAUGUGCCCACCAUCCACUGCCCACCAUCCAGUGUAUCCACCAUCACUGCCCCCAUCCUUCACUGUGUAAUGUGUGCUCACCAUUCUCCAUUACUCACUGCCCACCAUUGGCCAAGCCCAUCGCAGUAUGUUCGGUCUCUAGCCCCGUCAUGCACCACUCAGUGGGUCUCCCCUCCCUCACCCCUCCCUGUCCAAUUGUGUUCAGUAUCCACAGCCCAACAUCGCCGGUGUCCGCUAUGAUCCGUCCAUUCACCCCAGUCCCACAGCCUCCGCUUUUCACUCCCACUUUUCUCCUCCCUCCCGCUCUCCGCCCGGGGGAGCCUGCCAGCCAGGCAGUGUGUCGCCACAAGGGCAGGUACACGCGGGGCAUCAGGCUCCCGGAGCCGCACGAGAGGCUCCCCGGGGCGGGGGAUGGCACUUGGGGACUCGUGUCCAGCUCCCGGCUCUGCUCGGAGACGCUCGGUGGCAGGGUGACCCCGCGCGCCCGGGGCUGGGGGAAGCUGCUCGCGGGUACCUCCGGCGGGGGCACGGGACGCCAGGCAGCCCGGCGCCUCCCGCGGAGCUCGCCGGCCCCUGGCUACCCCGCCGCCCCAAGCAGGCGGGAAGGGAGCCGCCGCCGGCGUCUCGCGCAGGGGGCAAGAAAAGACCCUUGGAGGAGCCAGCACCCACCCAGUGCCCCCGAAGGAGCGCAGCGCUCGGGUCUGGGAGAGGCCCGCCGAGCCCCGCCUGGCCGGGCUGGGGGGCGCAGCGCGAGAGUCCCUUUCCGCCGGGUCAGCCGCAGCUCAUGGAGACACCCACAUAUACGCUUCCACCUACGUGAGAGCUGCGUUCAAAUGACUGAUAUGUGAAACCAUUCUGUCCAUGGCUCAUGUAUAUUUAUCUGAAAAUGUUUAAUCUUUAAUCAUCUAAAUAUACUGGCAUCAAAUGAAACAUUCAGAAGCCUAUAAUCCGUAAUUCACUUUUCACAUUUUAGUUAGAAUAGUUCCUGAUCCUGCAAAUGCUUACAUAUGUGCUUCACCUUACAUCUUCAAAUCAAUAAUGUGAUUUUUAUAGUAGGAAUGGACUAGAGCAAGAAAGUUUGGAUCUGAAUCUAGUCCACGCCAACAUUCAUGAGGUGUCUAGAUCUGGGUUUUUGGUUCAGGCCCAUCACUGCUUUGAUAUUUGAUUUAGUGUCUAAUAAUACUUUGUUGAAGAUUGCCAGCAUUUCCAUUAUAAACCCACUUCUUGAGAAGUUUAUAAUUCAGCCAUAAAAAUAUUUGCCCUGGGCUAAAUCAUGUAAUAUAAAACAUAAAUGUCCAAAUAAAAACAUGGUUUUGCCAUUUGAACAACAGUGGUACAGAACAGCUUUGAAGUUUACCCCUUUUAUGCAGUUAUAUAACUCAGAAAAAAAAUAAAUGUAAUAAAAAUGAAGUUUGGCAAGUGAUUAAUCAUGACUGUAGACAUAUUUAUAUGGUGUUAUUUUGAAAACAACAAAACAACAACAAACCAUCCAAGAUGUUUGCUCAUGACAAUGGAAGUUGUGCACUGUUACUUUAUAUUAAAGUAAUUCUAUUAGUUUUUAUUAAGUGCUAGAAACAAAUUUACACAAUAAACAGCUAUCUAGUAGUGUCUUCAUAUCUACUUUAGUCCUAGUCCAUUCUUUGUAACCUUCUCCUCUCUGGUCUUCCUGUCUCUCAUUUAGUCUCCCAUAAAGUUUGUCCAAAAUGAAGCUAUUGUGUUAUUUUCCUCUCCUGUUAGCCCCAUCAGACACUUCCUUGAAACCUCCUUUUGGCUUCCUGUCUUUUGCUGCAUUGAAUUGAAGCUCCUCAUUUUAUAGAUUAUACAUAAUCUUGCCCUCCGCUACAUCUCUCCUCUCCCACACUUUUUAACUCCUACAUGUUGUAUGCUCCCACUCAAUCUUUCACACUCAAUGCUUUUCUCGUUCCGCUUAUCUUACUUCUCCCUUCAAUAUACAGCCACAUAGUUCUGAAAGAUGCUCCCUCUUCUUCUACAGCACACAACCUCACAUUCUUCUUUUCCAGGCUGUUCUGUUCUGUUCAGGUUCUUACAUUGUGCCCAUCACUGGUACCAGAGAUCUCUCCUGAAAUCCUUCCUACAUUCCCCAACUCCUUUCUUCCCUCCAGAUAUCUGUCCACACCUUCUUUACUAAAUUAUUUUUCUGUUUCUUGACUUGGCUUUGUUAGUCUUGUUUGUAUUAGAUUAAGCAGUGGAUAUGUUAAACAUAAUAUGAAUUUAUGGCAUUAUGAAUGAUAUUUAAUAGUCAAUUAUUAAGAAUUAAUAAUAACUGAUAUACCCAAACAGGUCUCAAGUAACUAUCUCCAUUGAUCAGAGAAAUAACGUGUACCAAAUCUGCCUGUCUGAGGCUAAGGAUCUGAUCAUACUCUCAUCUAAGGCAAUGGCAAACUCUCAUUGACUUCAGUGGAGCAGGAAGAGGCCUUAGAUAAUUAACUUGUUUUAUCGACUUUUUUCCCCCCAUUUGGUUAGAAAAUGAUGUGCUAGUGUAUGUUUCAAUGAAGAUAAAUGUGCAACAUAAAAAAUAGCCAGACCAUUUAAUAUGUAAGGCUUCACUAAACUGAAGCUAUAUAAUCAUAAAAAACAAACAUGAGUA